CAGUCCAUUAUAUCUUUAAAUCGUAUAUAUUAUUGUCGUAUACAGUAUUUUGGUGACAGGCACUGACAGCUCAGAUAUUGGUGACAAUCAAUUUUAGCUAACUGUAACUAUUCUCUACCUAAUUAUAAAUUAUUUCUAUUUUUUUUUUUUUUUUACUAAUAAACACAAUAAUAUAAUCGUUAUAUUAUGAUGUUUUAUAAAUGUAUACAUGACGAAGAAGUCAAAAUUUUUGUACAGAAUUCAAAUAUUUUAAAUUAUGUUUAGUACUAUAUAAUCUAAACAUAUCCUUAAUUUGGUUAUUUUUAUUUUAAAAAAAAAAUUGAAAAUUUUAAGUUAGAUAUGUGGAUGCCUACAAAGAAAACCUUUAAUAAUGCUCCAAUGUUUUUUCAAUUCCGUCGAAAAGGUGAUUUUUGUAUUUUUAGUUUUACCAAUAUGAAACAGUUAUACUCAAAAGAAAUACAUGAAUCUUCAUUAGCCUCAAUAUAUGCGCCGACCAAUAAAAUUGAAGUUGAUGUUAAAAACGUUGUUGGAUUUUUUGAAAGUAGUGGAGAGUUGUAUAAUGUAAAUUAUAAUUUUUAUCCAGACAAAUUGAAUAUUAAGGCAGAUCUGACAAUAACUUUAUCAGAAGAGUUUCCACCAUUUAAAUUGGAAUUGGAUUUGGAAUUAAAGGAUGAAAAUAUUUUUUAUUCCACAUUGACUUGCCCAUUAUUGAAAAUAAUAAAACAAUUAAAACAAAACCAAGAAGAUUUAUUUAAUAUUAUUGAAAAAAAGGACUUGGAAAUAUCUGAAUAUAAAUUAAUAGGAGGCAAUAUUACACAUGAAAAUAUUAAGACAGAUAUUUUUGAGAAAGAUGAUUUCUUUAUGAAUACACUACUAAAUCAUAAAGAUUUAUGUAAUGAAAGCCAACAUCUAUAUGAAAUAUAUUCAUCGCCUCUAAUUGAACAGCACAAUACCAGAUAUUCUGAUGAACCCAAAGAAUCAAAGAACAUAUGCAUUAAGGAGGAAAAUCAAGACAUUCAAACAAUUAUUUCAAAUAAUAGUAUUGACCACAAAGCCUUAAAAAGUUCAACUACAGUAGAAAUUACACAAAAAUCAAUUAAUGUUACAAAGCGGAAAAAACCCUCUUUCUUAAAAAAUCUUUGAAAUUAUUAUUUAAUACGUAAAAAUGAUGUACAAAAUACUAUAUUUUUUAAUCAAAUCGUUUAUUUGCAACAAAAUAGAAUAUUUAAUAAUUGGUUAGUCCAACCAAUUAUUAUUACACAUUUUAUAAAUUUGACAUGUACGAAAUGCAUAUUAUCUUCAACUAGAAAAAAUAUUUUUUUAAGAACCAGUCUCAAUGUGUUUACUUUGAAGUAUCAAAUAUUUUAUAAUUUAAUUAAAAUUUAACUUAUACUAUUUUUUUUUUUAACAAUUAUUGUGAACUAGUAGGUACCAAAAUGUUCUGGAAACAUUUCUAAACCAUUGAUUAUUGUUGAAAAUAUAAAGUAUACUAUGUAUAUUUGUAUAUAGUUUUUAAUCUUUAAAAUAGUUGUAUUAGAUUGUUGUUUAUGGUUAUCUAAAACGUUCAAAUAUUAUAUUAAGUAUAAAAAAGUGGUAACUAGUUUUUUGCUUGGCUCAAUACUUGUAUUUUGGUAAUUUGAAAUAAAUAAAUUUGUAUAUAGAGGGACAUGACUUGGGGAUAAUUUUGAAAAUAUAAUUGAAAAGACUGUAAAUAAUCAAUGGUUUAUUGGUACUGAAUUUAAUGUCAAAUAAUUACACCUAAAUUAUUUAACAACAAAUUCAUAUAUAUAUAUUCAAUACAUUAUAUUGUUAUUAAUAUAACAUUUGACACCAACAUAA
Acyrthosiphon pisum (pea aphid) is the source of this 1839-nucleotide messenger RNA. RefSeq lists its product as uncharacterized. The coding region runs from base 340 to 1143 and encodes 267 amino acids. Lineage: Eukaryota; Metazoa; Arthropoda; Insecta; Hemiptera; Aphididae. Gene Ontology annotation, biological process: double-strand break repair via nonhomologous end joining. The transcript has 5 exons. The record is from RefSeq and is a predicted model, not a curated record. Gene Ontology annotation, cellular component: DNA ligase IV complex. Gene Ontology annotation, molecular function: DNA end binding.